UCAGUGGGAAUUGAAAGGGCUUUUAGCUUGCAUUUAUCCAAAAUUUUCAACCUUGUUCAUCCGUCUUUUUGUCUUUGAAUUUUAUGAUAAAACAAUAAACCGCCAUUUUCUUAAUUCUCUUCAAACAGAAAAUAAAAAAAAAAGGAAAAACCCCUUCACCCACAACAAUUCGAGGAGAAAUAAUUCAAUGAUUAUUGCUCCAAAUCACGUUCAGAUCUGAAGCAAUUCGCAUUGUUCUGAGAAUGAGUGGCGCUCGAUUGUGCUCUUUGUUGUUCGAAUUGGGUUACGAAGGAUACGAGUCACUUGACCCGGACAGCUGCGAAUGGCCCUUCCAAUACGACGACGUUCGGCCCGUCCUCGACUGGCUCUGCUCUAGCCUCCGCCCCUCUAACGUUCUCUCUUCCUCCGAAGUUUCACUGUACGAGCAAUUUUUAGAGGAAGGAAAGCUUUUGGAGGGGGAAGAUUUAGACUUUGCUUAUGAUAGCAUUUCAACCUUUUCUGCAAGGAGAGACAACCAGGAGGCAGUUUUUGGAACUGAAGAAGGAUUGAAAGAAAUACGUGAUGCUACUUUAGCUGCAAAAGCAGAAGCUUUGGAGUUGCAGAAACAGCUCCGGUCUCUGCAGCAUCAAAAUGAUCUGCUCACUGGGCAGGCUUCAGCAUUGAUUCAAGGAAGAAGGGCACGAGUUGCGGCCACAUCUACUGUAAAUGGUCAACUAACUUCCGUAGAUGAUACCCUUUCGGCAAGGAAUAUGGAGAUGAAUGCAGUUCUUGGACGGAUGGCCUCUACUGCUCAAGAAUUGUCUCAUUAUCAUUCAGGCGAUGGGGAACCGAUCUAUUUAACUUAUUCAGACUUCCAUUCCUACUUGCUCAUGGAUGCGUCUUGCAUGAAGGAGCUAAAUCAGUGGUUUGUCAAGCAACUAGACACGGGUCCCUAUAGGUUAGUGGCUGAGGAGGGAAAAUCCAAAUGUUCAUGGGUGAGUCUCAAUGAGACCUCGAAUGUCUUGGUACGAGAUUCAGAGAACUCGCAUCAUCAACGCCUUUCUGAAUUGCAGCGGCUUCGUUCCAUAUUUGGAACUAGUGAAAGGCAGUGGGUGGAAGCUCAAGUUGAAAAUGCUAAGCAGCAAGCUAUUCUUAUGACAUUUAAAGCUCAAGUGACUUCAGAUGAAGCUCACAUUCAUCUUGAUCUUCAUUCUCUUAGGAGAAAACAUGCUGAAUUUGCUGGAGAACUUUCUUCUUUAUAUCGCAAAGAAGAGAAGUUAUUAUCUGAGACCAUUCCUGAUCUCUGUUCGGAGCUGGCUCAGCUGCAAGACACAUACAUCUUGCAAGGGGACUAUGAUCUGAAAGUUAUGCGCCAAGAACUCUAUAUUACUCGGCAAAAAGUGUUCAUAAAUCAUUUAAUCAAUCAGCUGUCACGACAUCAAUUUUUGAAACUAGCAUGUCAAUUGGAAAAGAAGACCAUGCAUGGAGCCUACUCCUUGCUAAAAGUUAUCGAGUUAGAGCUGCAAGGAUACCUGUCAGCAACCAAAAGUAGAGUGGGCCAUUGUAUUGCAUUGGUUCAAGCUGCAUCUGAUGUACCUGAACAAGGAGCAGUGGAUGAUCGAGACACUUUUCUCCAUGGUGUUAGAGAUCUUUUGAGUAUAUACUCGAAUGCGCAAGUUGGUUUAUCAACGUAUGUAUCUGCACCGGGCAUUGUUCAGCAAUUAUCUAACCUUCAUUCCGACCUGAUGGCUCUGCAAUCUGACCUAGAACAUACCCUUCCAGGCGACAGAAAUAGAUGUCUUAAUGACCUGUGUACCCUUGUUCAAAAUUUGCAGCAAUUGUUAUUUGCAUCAUCAACAACUGCACAACCAAUACUGACACCAUGGACAUUGAUGAAGGAGCUGGAUGAAAUGGAAAAGGUCAAUGCAAAGCUCUCAACUGCAGUUGAGGACGUGACACUUGAGCAUUGCAAGAAGAAUGAGAUUGUAAAACAUCAUUCACAAGAGAUAACAUUCCAAAGGCGGGUCUUUGUUGAUUUUUUCUGCAAUCCAGAACGUUUGAGGAACCAAGUCAAGGAACUGACUUCAAGAGUCACAGCUUUGCAGACAUCAUAACAUGUACAGUUGUGUGUAUGAUAUGUAUUAUAUGUUAACUAAUCAAAUAUGCUGUUUGUUAGUUCCCAUGUUUGGUUGAUUAUGUUUUCCCUAUAAAUUGGAGGUUUUCUUCAGUGAUCUGUUCGUGUGUAUGGUUUGUCAAUGACGAUUUGCUUCAUGAAAACCUCUUUACAUUGGAGAAGUAUGUUGGAUUGGUUCUUAAAAUAUAAGAAACAAUUGGGUUACUAAUUUUAGAAUCUUAGCUUGUAUGGCUGGGUUCAAUAAA
Olea europaea var. sylvestris is the source of this 2358-nucleotide messenger RNA. RefSeq names its product AUGMIN subunit 3. The coding region runs from base 243 to 2093 and encodes 616 amino acids. Gene Ontology annotation, cellular component: centrosome; HAUS complex; mitotic spindle. Gene Ontology annotation, biological process: centrosome cycle; spindle assembly. The transcript has 18 exons. Lineage: Eukaryota; Viridiplantae; Streptophyta; Magnoliopsida; Lamiales; Oleaceae. The record is from RefSeq and is a predicted model, not a curated record.